AUUACACCUUACCUAUAGCAUUCCCAAGUAUAUCACUUCACCUUCAUCAUUUUACUAACAAACCUAUAAAAGUAGCCGUGUGCACUAGCUGUAAAAAACCUAAAACCAGAAAAUUUCCACCUAUUUUAUUGAAUAUACUACAAGAGAUAAUUCAAGUCCCAAUUAA
Messenger RNA from Dentiscutata erythropus, 166 nucleotides. The record is from the annotation of a GenBank genome assembly. Lineage: Eukaryota; Fungi; Glomeromycota; Glomeromycetes; Diversisporales; Gigasporaceae.